ACAUGUGCUGCUGACGAGCUGUCACAUUUUUUUCUCCAUCGGUUCCGUUGGCAAUACUGAAACGUCAAGUAUUUCUUUUUGUGCGUGCAUCAAACGAAAACGGUAUCAAGAUGACUAUCCGCCCAGCGUACAGACCAAAAAUCGUUAAGAAGAGAACGAAGAAGUUCAUUCGCCAUCAAUCGGACCGAUAUGCCAAACUUUCGCCAAAAUGGCGUAAGCCUAAGGGUAUUGACAACCGAGUGCGUCGUCGUUUCAAGGGCCAAUACUUGAUGCCAAACAUCGGUUACGGUUCAAACAAGAGUACACGCCACAUGAUGCCCAAUGGAUUCAAAAAAUUCUUAGUGCACAAUGUUCGCGAAUUGGAAGUUUUGUUGAUGCAAAAUCGUGUCUACAGCGCCGAAAUCGCCCAUAACGUUUCAUCAAAGAAGCGAAAAGACAUCGUUGAACGCGCCAAGCAGUUGUCAAUCCGCUUGACAAACCCCAACGGACGUCUUCGUUCACAAGAAAACGAAUAAAAUGGAGCUAUUCCGUUUUAAACUACUUUUUUUUACCAUCAAAAUCAAUAUAUACGAAUAUCGACUACGAUCCGGUAUUUUUAUUUGAUUUAAUUGUCAUCGUCGCGUUUUCAAACCUUUUUUUUGUCAUAGUGACACAUUCAGUGGAUGAAAAUGUGAUUUUGAUUUCAAGUUAAAACAAAAUAUAAUAAACCAGUUAAAACAACGGAAUAUACA
Messenger RNA from Sitodiplosis mosellana (orange wheat blossom midge), 731 nucleotides. RefSeq names its product 60S ribosomal protein L32 (gene RpL32). Gene Ontology annotation, biological process: translation. The coding region runs from base 111 to 515 and encodes 134 amino acids. The transcript has 3 exons. Gene Ontology annotation, cellular component: cytosolic large ribosomal subunit; ribosome. The record is from RefSeq and is a predicted model, not a curated record. Lineage: Eukaryota; Metazoa; Arthropoda; Insecta; Diptera; Cecidomyiidae. Gene Ontology annotation, molecular function: structural constituent of ribosome.